This is a messenger RNA of Scophthalmus maximus (turbot), 1502 nucleotides long. It is a transcript of the gene fhit, whose product is annotated as fragile histidine triad diadenosine triphosphatase. Gene Ontology annotation, cellular component: cytoplasm; nucleus; plasma membrane. Gene Ontology annotation, biological process: negative regulation of proteasomal ubiquitin-dependent protein catabolic process; intrinsic apoptotic signaling pathway by p53 class mediator; diadenosine triphosphate catabolic process. Gene Ontology annotation, molecular function: bis(5'-adenosyl)-triphosphatase activity; ubiquitin protein ligase binding. The transcript has a single exon. The record is from RefSeq and is a predicted model, not a curated record. NCBI's taxonomy places the organism in Eukaryota, Metazoa, Chordata, Actinopteri, Pleuronectiformes, Scophthalmidae. Bases 138 to 605 code for a protein of 155 amino acids.
CGAGUGGUGAUUGGUUAGUAUUACGGAAGUGUAUCUAGAUGAGCCAAUCGGAGGCAGGAUAGAGGGCGAAUCUUCUUCCACCUCGGGUGUAGCUCCCGACUCCCAUAUCAGCUGAACCUGUGUGAGUGAGUUUCACAAUGUUGCCCCUUCGCUUCGGACAGCACCUGAUCAAGGCGUCGGCCGUGUUCCUGCAGACGGAGCUGUCCUUCGCCCUGGUCAACAGGAAGCCCGUGGUGCCGGGACACGUGCUGGUCUGCCCCGUGAGACCCGUGGCGCGACUUCGCGACCUGCAGCCGGACGAGGUGGCCGAUCUGUUCAGGACCGCGCAGGUGGUCGCCAACCUGGUGGAGAGCCACUUCGACGCCACGUCGCUCACCAUCGCCGUGCAGGACGGCCCCGAGGCCGGGCAGACCGUGAGGCACGUCCACGUGCACGUGCUGCCCCGGAGGAAGGGCGACUUCGAGCGCAACGACAGCGUCUACGAGGAGCUGCAGAGGCACGACCAGGAGACCGAGGACACCCCGUCCCGGUGGAGGUCCGAGGAGGAGAUGGCGGCAGAAGCGUCAGACCUGCGGCGGCUGCUGCUGCUGCAGCAGAGUCCGUGAACAGACAGUGAUCGACAUGUGACACCAGAGUCAGCAGUGACUGGGAGAUUAACACCAGAUAUCAAUGUGCAACAAUAUUCACCCACACCUUGAUUAGUUUAUAUUGCUGCAUGGCUUUUAUGUAUUUAUUUUUUCCAGAAUAAAAUACAAAUCAACUAAAGUUUACUGCAUGUUAAGUUUUGUCCCCAGCAAAUAUUCCCUAUAAUCAGGCAUUGGAUAAAAAAAAAAAACAAUAGUUCAAUAUCGAUCUUAGUGACGAAAGUUUACAGGAUCAUGAUAUAUUUUUUGUUUAAAUUGUAAUAUCUUGACAGCUGACCUGAAGAUUUUCUCUUCUUUUCUAUUUAAAACUGUGUAAAAAAGAAUUUGUGAAAGUAUACCAAGAAUGGAUUGAUAUGUGGUUCUUUUGUAUGGUUAUAUGCUUAAACACAAAUUUCUAAUAAUUUUUACAGGGAUGAAUGUGCGGAAAUGCUGGAAACACUUUGGCGCAUAAAGUACAACAAAAUGCCACCCACAAAAAAGCAAUUCAUGAAAUAAGACUUUCCUCCUGCCCCAGUGCAUGCUGGGGAGGAUUCUGCAUGUAACUGCAUUGACAUGACAAAAUGUUGAUAUUUUUGAAUCACAUAUCCGUCUGUGAAAACCAGCCUCCAUAAGUUUGACAGUUCACAUGAAAAAAAACAACUCUUAAUUUCCUAUCUUCCAAGAGGACUAUUUAAUUAAUCUAUUGAGUCACUUUUAUAAUGAUUGUGACUUACAGUAUUUAUAGUAUUUUCAAAGCAAUCACACAACACAGUUGAACAGAUCUUUUAUCGUUAUUGUUGUUGUGGAAUCUUGUAAGCUCAUGACUGUAUCCUGCUGUUCUGCCUUCAGGAUUAAUAAAGUCGUACUGUAUUUUUUCUA